Cynoglossus semilaevis (tongue sole) is the source of this 5270-nucleotide messenger RNA. It is a transcript of the gene nadka, whose product is annotated as NAD kinase a. The record is from RefSeq and is a predicted model, not a curated record. Gene Ontology annotation, biological process: NADP+ biosynthetic process; NAD+ metabolic process. The transcript has 10 exons. Bases 1844 to 2983 code for a protein of 379 amino acids. Gene Ontology annotation, molecular function: NAD+ kinase activity. Lineage: Eukaryota; Metazoa; Chordata; Actinopteri; Pleuronectiformes; Cynoglossidae.
UGUUAGCUGUGAAUUAGUAAAUUAUUUUAAUGAUUAAUUAUUUAGUUAAUCAAAUAAUUGUUGUUGCUGUAAGUAAAAAUGUGUGUAUUGACAGGUGGGUCUGUCAACGUCUUGAAAUACAAUCAAAUCUUAAUUAAUCUUCAUAAACACAUCAGUUGAUAAGAUUUAUAUAUUACGACAGCCCUAAUAAAUAUGUUCAAGUUAUUUACUAUUUUCCGACACAAAGCACCAAUUUAUUAUAUUUUUACCCAGUUUUCUCUAACUGAUGCCAAAAAAGUAUUCCACAGCGUAAAACAAACACAUUAUCUAGUUGUUUGUUCUUCUGCAAUUAUUUGACUUUUGCUGUUAGAGAACUUUCCAGUUUUUACACACUUUGUUUUGGAAUGUACACACUAACGGAGUGGAUGGUGUAUGACUACUGAAGGACUUGGAUCACACAGCUAUGCCUGGUGAGGGAUGACAGACUGUGAUCUGUCAAAGCAACUGUAGUCAAAUCAAAACAUCAAACUUUUCUUCGUGCGACAGUUUGGAAGCUAAACAGAAAUACCAGUCGAGUCGGUAAUCAGUUCACACGACAUGAUUUUAUUAAAUUUGGCUGACAUCUGACUGACUGAGGUCAGGUAUUCUCUGCUCCUUUCACACACUUUACUCCUCAUGCACAAACACACUUUUGUGCCAGCCGGCCGCAUCAACUGUCUUCACCUGGGAAUCUGGGUAAAAUCUAUGAAAAACAUCUCAACAUACAGACGAGCAUAUUCUGCAAACUUUUUUUUCAUUUUUUUGUUGGGUUUUUACCUAACUGUUGCAUGCUUUGACUUACAUUACUGCCACUUUUUUGGGCAAAUCCACAUUAAUUAUUUUGGACACAAAUGUUCUUGUCAACUUUCAGGAGAAAGAGAAAAUUCUGACAGAGAAAGAUGACUGACGUUAACAAGUUUUAUGUUUUUUUUUUCAUGGUAAUUUCCAGUGAAAACACUUGCGUAAAUUAAGAAUGUACUGCUAUCAAAGGUAACAUUGUCUUUCUAUGUGGUGUUUACACAGUUCCUUCUACAGUACUAGUAAAGAGGAAUGGCUUAAAACAUAAGUACAUUUGUUCUACUUACUUCCUUAUAGUGUCUGUGAUUCAACAUUACAAAGGUUAAUUAUUAUAUUCCCAUAAUACAUAAUUGUAUAAUUCUGCUCUGGCAGAGAAUGCUGUCUGUACUUCCCCCUUCCUGCUUGUCCUCAGGUCUAAUAGUCCUCUCAUCAAAACACCUCGUGGUAGGAGUCUCUCUUGUGGUUAGUCAGUCAGUGUCUUCAUUCACUCACCAAAGCUGAUUGAUAUGUUUUUGCAACAACAUUGGUCAUACCAUUUUUUGCAUAAUUGUCAUUACAAUGGAUUCUGAGAAUUAGAGACGAGCCAGAUCACUGUUGUUGUGGCUGUGAGGAGUCACACCUGUUCCGUCCAAUCAGGCAGGCUCUUCCCCUGUAAUGGGUGUGUUCAGCUGACAGCAGAGUGGGUGGAGAAAGAUAUGAAGUCAAGCUUAAGGCGGGUGAGAGGCUAAAUGCAGCAGCAGUCGUGGACAGGGACAUCCAAGUGUCGUGUUCUGACCAGAAGGAAUGGAGUCACAGAGAUCAUAGUUGAAGGCUGUUGGUUUGCUGACUCGGAGACACCCACCUUUCAAGAACUGGACCCACUCUACUCAACUUCUGCUCCUGCGGCUGCUGCUGUUGGUGUUGUUGCUGCUGCUGCUCCUCUACCAUAAGCACUGAACAAGACACUUGUUGAAGACAGAAUGAUUUUUUGUGGAGAGAAUCUGUGGAUGUCCAGCUAAUUCGACGUGAGCCAGGUUAUUACUCGCAGAUGUGUGCAGUCAUGAAGUUCAGUCAGUGUGUACUGCAGGACCUACCAGGGAACGACAACAACAAAAAAGAGUGGAAAUGGCACUUUCAGGACCCUGCCAGCCAGAGACUGACAUGGAACAAUCCACCAAAAAGUGUCCUUGUCAUUAAGAAGAUCCGAGACCCCAGCCUUCUUCAGCCUUUCAAAGAGCUCUGUGUGUUCCUCACAGAGGUGAAGGACAUGGUUGUUUACGUAGAGAAGAAAGUUCUGGAAGACCCAGCCAUAUCUGCAGAUGAAAACUUUGGGGCCAUUACUAAGAAGUUCUGCACUUUCAGAGAAGAUCUGGAUGACAUCUCCAACCGUGUGGACUUCAUCAUCUGCCUCGGUGGAGAUGGAACCUUGCUUUAUGCAUCGUCUCUCUUUCAGGAGAGCGUUCCUCCGGUGAUGGCCUUUCACCUGGGGUCCCUAGGCUUCCUGACGCCUUUUAAAUUUGACACAUACCAGUCUCAGGUCACCCAAAUUAUUGAAGGCAACGCUGCUAUUGUCCUGCGAAGUCGCUUGAAAGUCCGUGUUCUGAAGAAGAACUGGGAGAAGAAGGCCCAGAUGGAUGAACAGGGCAUCAUCCUGACCAACGGGGACAGUGAGAACAACCACAAAGCCAUGCAGUAUCAGGUAUUAAAUGAAGUGGUGGUGGACAGAGGACCCUCCUCCUAUCUCUCUAACGUGGACCUCUUCCUGGAUGGACACCUCAUUACCACAGUGCAGGGAGACGGUGUAAUAGUAUCAACACCUACAGGAAGUACUGCGUACGCAGUGGCAGCCGGAGCUUCCAUGAUCCAUCCCAACGUUCCAGCCAUCAUGAUCACACCCAUCUGCCCGCACUCACUCUCCUUCAGGCCCAUCGUGGUACCUGCUGGAGUGGAGCUCAAGAUAAUGCUGUCUCAAGAUGCCAGAAACACGGCAUGGGUGUCAUUCGAUGGAAGGAAAAGACAAGAGAUCUGCCACGGAGACAGUAUUACCAUCACCACUUCCUGCUUCCCUGUUCCCUCUAUCUGUUUCCGGGACCCAGUUAACGACUGGUUCGAGAGCCUGGCUCAGUGUUUACACUGGAACGUGAGGAAGAAGCAGAACUACCUCAGCUCAGAGGACGAGGAUUACUGAGGACUGUUCCAUGGCCUUCAAGCCCCCCCCCCUCCAAGGUCUUCAGGGCUGUAGGUCUACAGUUGUUAAACAUGACUUUACUCAAACUCCAUUCAAAAAAGAAAGAGUGGGAAACUAUGACGUUAGUUUAGCCUCCAGUUAAUCUGACUUGGAAGAAAAAAACAAUAUCAAUACUUGAAAAAAAAUUUGCAACAAUUUAAGUUUUAGUUUUCUAAAUUGAUUUAUUUUUAUUUAGCUUUGAUCAGUUUUUACAGAUGCUAUCCUAAUUGUUUUGGCUAACAGGCUUUGAUUAUUAUACUGAUAAAGCAUACGUUCAGUAGAAACUAGCUGUUUUGUUACAGUAUUUGUUAUGUUGACACAAAAGAGAAUCCCCAGAAACGAUGACAUAACUCUGUUAUUUGAGUCCAAAGCCGUGAGUUAGCUAACUGUUUGCUAGCUGAGAGAAUUUAAAAAUGCUAAUGUUAUUUAGACAAUAAAUAAUAAAUUAAAUACAGUAAAACUAGAAUAAACAAUUUAAAAAUGUAUUAAUGAAAUGUUGAGUUUGAUUCAGUUAGAAAAAUGGAUUUAAAUAGUUUAAACAAAGCUAAAAUAUGAUUAUAAAUCUUUCACUUUUUUAUCUAGAAAACAAAACAAAUUAGUGAAAUUGAGAAAAAAUUAUGACACUGCACGUUUACACACCUUUACGUACUCAUGAGGGCACUUUAUGAUUUUGUGACAUUUUGAUGUAAAAUAGUCAUUUAGUUAAUGACAAGAAAAUGUUUACAGCUAGUGGUUAGUGAGAGACCCCUGAAAAAUAAACUGAACAGUUACCUAAAAGAUGACAAUCAACAUACAUUAAAAUGUAUGCACCAACUAUAAAUUAAUGAAAAACUGUUUAAAUCAACCUUUAAAAAUUAUGUGUGUUAAGUUGAUUUUUGAAUAUUUGUUUUUUGAAUGGAGUUUGGUAUCACCAGGUGGUUCAGGAUUCUCACAGUACCCUGCCUGUUAAAAAAUAUAUAAUUUUUAGUAUGAAUGCAAUUUAUCGAAUUGUAGUUUUUGAUGGAAAAAAUGCGACGAUGGCUGGGAUAAUUUUGGGUGUUUCUCUCUCUGUGGAUGGCAGUGACACCAGACGAGGCCUUAUUUUCACUCUGUUCUGGUGAGAACAUCAACAGUGAAGGGCAGACCAUAAAGGAUUUUUACAAAGUUGACAGUUUUCUUCUAAAAAUCAGGUACACUCCGAGACAAAUGUUUGCUCCUGAUAAGGAGCAAAUUUGCAGUACAUUGACUCACCAGCAGUGGCCCCCACUGCACCAACUGUAGUGCCUUAACCACUGCUAUUGUUCAUUGAUAAUGUUAUUUUAUAGAUGGAUAGAUAGAUAGAUAGAUUAUUUUGCUAAAAUCACAAAGUUGCAUCUGUGCAUUUUCACAACACCUUUUUUUUAGCCGGCACAGUUGUGUUUGUGGAAAAAAUGUUAAAAGGUUGAAUAUUGUCGUCUCUGUCCUGCAGGCACUUGGACAAACGUCUCACUAAAUGUUCAUUCCAGAUUAAGAUAUGAUGUCUUUUGAAAAAGCCAUAGUUGACCUGUGUACAUUUUUAAUAGUCUCCCUGUGUGUGUGUGUGUGUAUGUGUGUGUGUUGCAGAGGUGAAAAAGACCAAUGUGUGUCUAACAAGGAGUUCCAUUGAGGUUGUGCUCCCUUUUCUGUCAGUACAAAGCUAACAUUACAUAUCAGUUCACAUACGAUGUCCAAACGUUAACUCAUCUACAUAACAUGGAAGUGUGUUUGUGCUGCAUUGGCUGGAAAUGAUGAACGUUGAGGACCAACCAGGCUGUAAAAAACAAUCAUUCCUUUGACUCUGUGUAAAUACCUAUGAUUCUCCAAAAAUAAGAUGUAUUUUGUCACAUCUUCUUGUUUAUUAACCAGUUUACAGUGUGUCAUUGCUGAAAAUAAAUAUAUUUGGUACAGGUUUUUUGUUACAUGGAUUUGUUAAACUUUUGUCAAAGGCGUAACAUUUUACCAGUUCUGAGCUCAGUCUAAAAUUUCCUCUAAUUUCUAGUUGAUCAGAAGUUCAAUUCAGUAGAAAAUAACUGUUUAAUACUUGAUGGUUGUUUAAAAGCCAAAGUGACUACAGACCAACAGUCUGCUUUACAGAUGAAGAACUCUUCAGACUGUGAUGAAAUGCUCCUCUCAAAGUGCUUUUCACUUUUAUAAUUCUGUUUUUCUUAUCACUAAAGUUUAAUCAUGUUUCAAAUAUAAACCUUUUUUUCCUUUGUGUAGCACUUAAUAAACACAGAGAAAGUUAAAACAG